AUGAACGACAAGGCGACCCGAAACAGGUCGGUGGCCAAAUCCCUCGCAGCCCACGCGCACAUGUCAGCUCUCCGUCUGUGCAAGGGAGCCGUCCAGUCGCCGCCGCUGGGGUGCCGCUGCUGGCUGCAAAGCAUGUUGUGGCUGCGGCAGGGGCAGCGUGUUCAUCUCCUGCCUUCAGGGCACCUGCUGCAAAUACACCUUCUAGAGCAGGCUCCAUUAGUCGCUGAUGAUGUCACCAUAGAUGAGGUUGAGGAUGAGGAUGACACUCAAGGAGGUGAUGCUAGUGGAAGAUCUAGGCAGAGUAGGAGUGAGAAGAAAAGCAGGAAAGCCAUGGAGAAGCUUGGCAUGAAGGCCAUUACUGGUGUGAGCCGUGUAACUAUCAAGAAGAACAAGAGCGUUAUGUUUGUCCUCUCCAAGCCAGAUGGCUUCAAGAGCUCAAACUCAGAUACCUACGUCAUGUUCGGGGAGGCCAAGAUUGAGGACCUGAGCACUCAGCUGCAGACACAAGCGGCGGAGCAGUUCAAGGCGCCGAGCCUGAGCAGCAUCAUCUCGAAGGGCGAGCCGUCCGUGGCAGCAGCCCAUGACGACGAGGAGGUCGAUGAGACUCGUGUCGACAAGAAAGAUGUUGAGCUCAUGAUGACGCAGGCCUCCGUGCCGAGAUCCAGGGCCGUGAAGGUGCUCAAGGCUGCGGGCGGCGACAUCGUCAGCGCCAUCAUGGAGUUGACUAACUAG
Messenger RNA from Triticum dicoccoides, 732 nucleotides. RefSeq names its product nascent polypeptide-associated complex subunit alpha-like protein 1. Gene Ontology annotation, cellular component: nascent polypeptide-associated complex. Bases 1 to 732 code for a protein of 243 amino acids. The record is from RefSeq and is a predicted model, not a curated record. Lineage: Eukaryota; Viridiplantae; Streptophyta; Magnoliopsida; Poales; Poaceae. The transcript is spliced from 6 exons.